Messenger RNA from Echinococcus granulosus, 1665 nucleotides. Its product is annotated as Zinc finger RNA-binding protein. The record is from RefSeq and is a predicted model, not a curated record. Gene Ontology annotation, molecular function: double-stranded RNA binding; single-stranded RNA binding; zinc ion binding. The coding region runs from base 1 to 1665 and encodes 554 amino acids. Gene Ontology annotation, cellular component: precatalytic spliceosome. The transcript is spliced from 8 exons. NCBI's taxonomy places the organism in Eukaryota, Metazoa, Platyhelminthes, Cestoda, Cyclophyllidea, Taeniidae.
AUGGCUCACAAGAAUCGCAAUUUACCGCGUCCGACACCUCAAUUGUAUGCACCUCCGGCUGUUUAUCAGCGUCAAGUUAGCCCCCUUGUCAUAUCUCACACUUUAAUGCAGGCGACGUCUCCACAGGUUUACAUACCUCCAAAUUUGCCUGAUUUACGGCUUUUCUAUCCUUCUGGGCCGCCAUACGACCACCAAACCUAUGAGGGGACUAGUUUCUGGUCACGUAGUACCUCCUACUACAAGCGUCCUCCGUUCAUGCUCUAUUCGCGCGAUCCUCGGAUCAUUCCUGGUGUCUCUCGUGUCUCAAACAAGAACAGUCCUUCGGAAUCUGUUGAUGCAGUUGAACAUUAUUGUGAGGUUUGCAAAGUCAGUUGUGUGGGCAAACAGUCCUAUACUGCUCAUUUGGCGGGUCAAAAGCACAAAAAGAAGUCAAAACAACAGGAGCAACAGCAGAUGACUGACGGAACGGUACAUGAGACUGAGGGAAGCAUAGUCUGCUUCUGCAACAUCUGUCAAGUCGCCUGCCACAGUCGCAUGGUUUUUGAUGACUACAUAGUCGGUUACAAGCGCCAACACAAUACCCAACUCUUAAUCAAUAAUGAAAAGACUAAAUAUCCCUGCAAAUUCCUCGGCAUUGUUUGCAUUAGGAAGGUCUCCAACGAUGCUCGCUUUUGGGGCUCAAAACACAAAAAGAACGUGUCAGCAUCCGCUACCAAACGUCUAGGCUGUGUAGUGUGUGGGGUGGAGUGUAACAGUCGAGUCUCCUAUGAGGAGCAUAUAACCAGCCAGAAGCACAGGAGAAAUACCCAGCAGCAAUGUGCUGACAGGUCCCAUGUUUGCAAGCUCUGUCGGAUUGAUUGCAAGACGAAGGCAGCCUUUGACAGCCACGCUCCAGAGGAGACAGGAGGGAAGACAAAGGAGCUGCAGUGCCCUCUAUGCAACAUAAAGUGCAGCGGCACUGACACGUACAGGGCUCACUUAUCGGGCAAGCAGCAUCAGAGGGCUGUCAAACUGCAGACGGCGCGAGGUUCCGCUGUACCCGAUUGCGAGACUGUGCUAGCCGGCGCUGACCAAAAAAAGUGGAUCUUUUCACCCCAUGUUAAUCUAGAAAACUGUAUCGAGGAGGUUCUAGUGGGCAAGGUAGUGCACUUUCGCUGUCGUCUCUGUGACUGCACCUUCAGUGAUGUAAAGGCGAAGAACGUUCACGCAAAUGGCAAGAAGCACCAGACUGCUCUGCGCAGAUUUAAAGCUGCCUCUUCACUCCCUUUCUCCUCGGUCUCCCAUUCAGCUCUGCCUGCUCAGAAUGAUAAGGCGUCAAGCGGCAACAGUGACUCCACUGCCUCACCUCAGCCAGUGUCACCACACGGCCUGCCACCUACCUCAUCCACCUGUUCCAUCUCCCCCUCCCCCAUCCCCUCAACAUCAUACUUCGGCGGUAGGUCUCACGUUCCCCCCAUGGGAUCCACUUUAGCCCGGCCUCCAGGGCCUUGUGUAGCCCCGCCCGGGCUGCAGACUCCAGUCAGUCUACCGCCGCAUGUGCUCGCGGACGAGCGCUACAUGCAGACAAAGCUAAGACGCAUUGCACCCUCGGAAGAGGAGAACGCGACAGUUGCUGAUAACGGAGACUUCUACGGUUGUUCCAUGGAUUAUGUGAUGGCUGGAUGA